Molecule: messenger RNA, 4591 nt
Organism: Xenia sp. Carnegie-2017
Lineage: Eukaryota; Metazoa; Cnidaria; Anthozoa; Malacalcyonacea; Xeniidae
Product: collagen alpha-1(I) chain-like
Exons: 73
Coding region: 1-4323 (1440 amino acids)
Molecular function (GO): extracellular matrix structural constituent
Source: RefSeq, a predicted model, not a curated record
AUGAAGAAAAAUCUUGUUGCUAUCUUUAAGAUUGCAGAGACUAAAAUGAUUUUACCUAAUGUGCAAUCUCAUGAACAGAAGACUUACGUGAAAACAAAAACAAAAUAUAACGAUGUUAUUGGCACACCCAGUCAAAAUUCGCUUAGUAAUGUUAGUGAAGUCAUGACUGCCAGUGGAGAGGCUGAUGAUGAAGUAUUUCGAGUUUCUCCAGGCCGGACGGUCAUUUAUAAGGAAUUUAGUGAACUUAGUUCACAGGAUCAAGAGAACGCCUUACGGAGAUGGCAGAUUAAAGGUGAUAAUGGAAGACGUGGUUCGAGAGGCUCUCCUGGAAAACAGGGAUCACAAGGCUCACCCGGUGAACGAGGACCUCCCGGAGGAAUGGGAGCUAAGGGUUUGUCGGGGGAGCCUGGAGAGGAAGGAUUGCCUGGAUAUGAAGGAUCACGCGGUCUCCCCGAGCGAGAUUACGUACCUUAUGGCUUAUCGCACACGUGGCUUGAACGUUUUGUUGAUACCGUCCGUCAUGGUUUGGUAGAACAAGCGAAACGAGCUCCUCCGGGUCCUAGAGGUCCGAAAGGAUCAACAGGGGACAGGGGUUUCCCAGGACUACCUGGUCCCUCUGGUCGCAAAGGGAUAAAAGGGUGUAAGGGAAUGAGAGGAAGGCCUGGACCCAAAGGAAAUAUAGGACCAUCGGGAAGACAGGGAGAAGCUGGUUCAGACGGCGAGAUGGGUGAGAUGGGUUUGCAAGGUGAACCUGGUGAUCUAGGACCAACUGGAGUCUCGGGAGCUGUUGGGGACAGAGGAGAAAAAGGAGGUUCUGGUGUCAUUGGCGAAGCAGGACACCGAGGAAUGGAAGGGAAUAAGGGUGAAAAGGGGGCAACUGGACUUCCUGGGCCACGAGGGAUACAGGGUGACCGCGGCUUACCAGGCAUUCCUGGGUCUUCUGGAGAAAAAGGGAUAAAGGGUCCUCAAGGACCACAAGGUAUGCCGGGAUAUCCUGGACGCAAGGGGGAUCCUGGACCAGAAGGACCAAAAGGUUUCAGUGGAACAGCUGGAAAACGAGGACGGCCUGGGGCAUUAGGUGACCCAGGAAUGAAGGGCGUAAAGGGGGAAGCCGGUGCUCCUGGUAUUGACGGUAUUCCUGGUACUCCUGGCUUGCAGGGUCCUAAGGGAUAUCCUGGAUCUAAAGGAGAAAAGGGGGAACAGGGUAUUAAAGGCGAACAAGGAGAGAGGGGAAAACAAGGUCCUGUUGGUAUAACGGGUUUGUCUGGUGAGAUAGGAAAGAAUGGCUUACCUGGAGAACCAGGUUCUCCUGGAAAAGAUGGUCCCAAAGGUUUGAAAGGCGUACGUGGGCUUACGGGUCAGCCAGGCUUACCUGGUCUAAAUGGAAGGCCUGGUCUCCCAGGAACUCGAGGACCUUCAGGUAGGCCAGGGGACAUUGGUCUGAAGGGAUUUCCUGGUCUUAAGGGGACACCUGGGGAUCAAGGUUUUCGAGGCAGACCGGGACUCAUUGGUGAAAUGGGAUUGCCUGGACUUCGUGGAGAUCCAGGAAGAAAAGGGAUCAAAGGUGAUGAUGGUAUUGAUGGUUUACCUGGAGCAAAUGGACUGCCAGGACUAGACGGUGUUAAGGGUGAUAUGGGAUUCCCAGGACAACGUGGACUUAAGGGGAGCCGUGGUUACGAUGGAUUCGAUGGUUUUGAAGGAUUUCCUGGUCGUGUGGGUGUUCCUGGUGUGCUUGGAGAGAUUGGACCUCCUGGAUUGUCUGGCAUUGAGGGUCCUCCUGGUAAUCCAGGACCACCAGGAUUGCCUGGUUCCAUCGGACCAAAGGGUCUCGAGGGACCACCUGGCAUACCAGGACCUGCUUCAACGACUAGUGGUGCUAGUCUUCCGGGUCCUCCAGGACCUCCUGGUAUAAAAGGCCAGCCUGCCGCAGACGGUAGAAAAGGUAGGAGAGGAUUACCUGGAUCCAAGGGAAGAGUUGGCCGAGAUGGUCCAAAGGGGAACAUUGGUGUUAAAGGUUUACGUGGCCAAAGGGGGAAGAAGGGCAAUCGAGGACCAAGAGGUUCAAAAGGUGUUAUGGGAGAACCAGGUUUAAAAGGAAAGAAAGGUGAACGUGGACCUUUUGGACUUGUUGGACGCAAGGGUAUUAAAGGAGAUGAUGGUCCAAAUGGUUUACCUGGAUCGCCUGGCAUACAGGGAGAAACUGGAGUGAGGGGAUCUCCAGGACUAUCGGGACAAAAAGGUGUACAGGGUGAAAUGGGGCCGAAGGGAUAUCAAGGAAACAAUGGGAUUCCAGGAGACAAUGGCUUACCCGGACCACCUGGUGAUAGAGGGGAACUUGGCGAAAAAGGAGAGAAUGGCGACACUGGUCUAAAUGGAGUUCCUGGAAGACCCGGCGAACCGGGAAAUCCGGGUGAUGAAGGAUUGCCUGGGAAAAAGGGAAAUCCGGGAUUUACAGGAGCAAUGGGACCUCCAGGACCAUCUGGGCCUCCAGGGCCAACUGGAUUACCAGGAGAAAAGGGAGAUCGUGGUCCACAAGGCAUGUUUGGAAGCCGCGGGGAACCGGGCGUGCAAGGAGUUAAAGGUUCUCCUGGAACUAAGGGUCCAAAAGGACCAAUCGGCGAACCGGGUGCUGGAGCUCCUAUAUCGUUGAAAGGUGAACUUGGCUCUAAGGGUACAAAGGGGACAAAAGGAGACAGUGGUCCUGUUGGAGCACGUGGAAUCCCCGGGCAACAGGGUGAUCCUGGAGAAAAAGGAAGAAGAGGUCCGCGUGGGGAGCCUGGGGAAAGGGGUGAUCAAGGUGAACUGGGACGGAAAGGAGAACGGGGAAGCACUGGAGAUCCUGGCGAACCGGGUGAUAAAGGAGAGAAAGGUUUUGGUGGUGUAAUUGGAACAGAGGGUAGUCCGGGAUCUCAAGGACCUCAGGGUGCAAAUGGGACAGUUGGUAUUCCGGGUGAACAAGGAAACAAUGGUGAAAAAGGUGAAAAAGGAUCACCAGGGGAUAUAGGUACUCCAGGAGAAAAGGGGGAUAAUAGCGCCACUCCUGGACCAAAGGGAUUACCGGGUAAAGAUGGUCCCCCAGGUUUACCAGGAAAUGCUGGAGGAGUUAGUUUAUCUAUCUUGAAAGGACAGAAGGGCGAAGCUGGGCUUCCAGGACAACCAGGUACAUCAGGGAUUCCUGGUCCACCGGGCUUACCUGGUCGAAAAGGUGUUUCUGGUAACAAUGGUGAAAAGGGUGAUGAGGGUGAAGAAGGACAACCGGGAUCACCUGGCGAUACAGGACCAAAGGGUUAUCCCGGUGUACGAGGUCCUACUGGAAAUAUGGGAAAGAAAGGAGAAAAGGGUGAAGCAGGAGAUCCUGGUCUCCCUGGUGAUGGUGGACCAGGACAAAAGGGGACACGUGGUGAUAAAGGGGAUCCCGGAGCUGUUGGUCCUAAAGGUGAAUUAGGAGACAGAGGGAAUGAUGGACCACAAGGUGAAGCUGGUCCCAUUGGCCCAACCGGUGGCCCAGGAAUUCAGGGAGAAAAAGGAGAAGAGGGUCCUGUUGGAGAAAAGGGAGAUCGUGGAUUACCAGGUCCGCCUGGUCCUCCUGGAGUUCAGGGAUCCGGUUUAGGAGGAAUUUCGUUCAAUUACAGCGGAUCAGAUGUUCCUUCGCCUUUAUUGUUGGAUAUUAUAAACGCAAAACUUGACGAAACUCAGUUGGCGUACGAUAGACUGCGUCAUCAAACCGGCGAAAGCGACCGUCCUGCUAGAAGUUGUCAAGAUCUGAUGACUUAUUCUCUUAAUACAAACUUAACCAACGGAAUGUACUGGAUUGACCCGAACCAAGGUUCAACCGAAGAUGCGUUUCGAGUGUUUUGUGAUUUUGAGAUGGGAGGUGUAACUUGUAUAAACGCCACGAACAUAACUAUUUUAUCGUCGUCCAUUUCUUCUAACUCAAGCAAUCAAAAUAUAAUGUCGAACGACACCAGUUAUCAUCAAAACUCCACGGAGUUUAAGAUAAAUUAUCUUGGUAACAUUGGGCAAUUGAAGUUUUUACAAGAAUUGAAUACGAUAGUGACACAGAAAGUCGACUUCAACUGCAUGAAUGACAGUGUUACAAAUAACACAGACAACUUUAUCAAAAUUAUCGGUGUUGAUGGCAAGCAAGCACCACGAUUAUCGAAAUUGCCUCGUUAUGACGUGCGUGUCCGUUGUGAGGAAACUUUGGGUUCCUUAGAAGUGGUAACUAGAGGAUUCAAGCUUCUUCCUAUGACAAAUAUUCUGCUAUCGAUAACAGACACUAGACAUGCGCAAUUGGAAUUUGGUCCUGUUUGUUUUAGUUGACAUCUUAUGGAGGCAAUGAGAGAGGGCAAGUCUGUGAUUGGUUAUGAGAUUUUCUUUUACUGAAAUUUAGUAAAAUAUAGAUGCUCUCUUUACUUUGAUUUAUUUACAUGACAUCUCCUAGCUAUAUUUGUAUUUUAAUGAGUUUGUUUUGUUAUAAACAUAGAUAAAGACUACUGUGACGAUUGUGACAAAGAAAUAUCGAUAAGCAUCUUAAAAUAGUUCACUUUACAGUCUACAAUAUGUUUCAAAAUUUAUAUUUUAAACUCCA